AGGCCUCUCUUCUGAGUCUUCUCUCUCUCUCUCUCAAGUUCAAAUAUAAAAUGCAGCCUCCAUCCAAAACCGCUCCACCAACAUUCUCACUAACCUUUCUCUUCUCUCUCACUAAAACAAGAGAAAAUGCUGAAACGCAACCACAUGAGUCCUCUACUCCUUUACUACUUAUCCUUCUUCUUCUACUUACUCUCCUCCUCCUCCCCUCUCAAUGUGGGUGCUGCCGCCGCCGCCGUCACCGCCGCUAACCCGUUCACGCCAAAAGCGUCCCUAAUCCGUUACUGGAAGAUACAGAUCUCCAACGACCUGCCCAAACCCUGGUUCCUCCUCAACAAGGCCUCCCCACUCACCGCCGUGGAAUACGCGACUUUUACGAAACUCGCCAAUGACCAAAACGCCCUUGCCAACCAACUCCAGUCCUUCUGCUCGUCGGCCGACUUGCUCUGCUUUCCGGAUUUGGCCCAGACCCAGGAAAAACACGGCAACAACGUCGACUUCAAAGCCUACACGAACAGGAACUUCACCAACUACGGCACCGACCGGCUGGGCGGGGCCGACUCGUUCCGGAACUACUCCGAUGGGGAGAACCUCCCCGUCGACUCGUUCCGGCGCUACAGCCGCGACUCCGUCGGCCACGGCGACAGGUUCGCCAACUACGCGCCCGACACGAACGUGGCCGACCAGGAGUUCGCCACGUACGGCGUUGCCGCCACCGGCGGCACCGGCAAAUUCAGCAACUACGCCGACAACAUCAACGUCCCCAACCUCAAGUUCACCUCCUACAGCGACAACGCCAACGGGCGCGAGCAGGGGUUCGCGUCCUACAGCGAUGGCUCGAACGCCGGCGACCAGUCGUUCGCCGGCUACGGGAAAAACGGAAACGGCGCCGUCAACGGAUUCAACAGCUACGGGAAGAGCGCUAACGUUAUUGGUUCAAACUUCAACGGGUACGGCCAGUCGGCCAACGGAGCCAACGACUCGUUCAAGUCCUACGGAUCCGACGGGAACGUGCCGGAGAACGUUUUCAAGAACUACGGCGGCGGCGGAAACGCCGCCGUCGACACCUUCGCCAAUUACAGAGACCAGUCGAACGUCGGCGACGACUCGUUCACGUCGUACGAGAAGAAUUCGAACGCGGCCAAGGUCAAUUUCGUCAAUUACGGAAAAUCGUUCAACGAGGGCACGGAUAAGUUCACCGGGUACGGUAAGGGCGCGUCGGGUCACUCAAUUGGGUUCAAAACCUACGGGGUUAAUAACACCUUCAAGGAUUACGCCAAAACCGGCGUUUCCUUCUCUCAAUACGUAAACGCAUCUAUCACUUCUUCAAUGGGGAUGAUGAUGGGUGGCAAAGCUGUGAAUAAGUGGGUGGAGCCGGGCAAGUUCUUUAGGGAGGGGAUGCUGAAGACGGGGACUAUUAUGCCAAUGCCGGAUAUCAAGGAUAAAAUGCCGAAAAGGUCGUUUUUACCCCGGGUGAUCUCGUCGAAAUUACCGUUUUCAACAUCGAAGAUCAUGGAGAUGAAAAAAAUCUUUCAUGCCGGGGAAAACUCGAGCAUGGCGAGCAUGCUUGCGGCGGCGGUGGGCGAGUGCGAGAGGGCGCCGAGUGCGGGUGAGACCAAGCGGUGCGUAGGGUCUGUGGAGGACAUGAUCGAUUUCUCGAUCUCGGUAUUGGGACGUAACGUUGUGGUUCGAACCACGGAGAACACAGAGGGGUCAAAGAAAGACAUUAUGAUUGGAAAAGUCAGUGGAAUCAACGGCGGAAAGGUCACAAAGUCUGUUUCGUGCCACCAGAGUUUGUUCCCGUACUUGCUGUAUUACUGCCACUCGGUUCCUAAAGUUCGAGUAUAUGAAGCGGAUAUAUUGGACCCGAAAACCAAAGCCAAGAUCAAUCACGGAGUUGCCAUCUGUCACGUGGAUACGUCGUCGUGGAGCGCGGGUCAUGGAGCUUUUAUGGCUUUGGGUUCAGGUCCGGGUAAAAUUGAAGUGUGUCACUGGAUUUUCGAGAACGAUAUGACCUGGGCUAUCGCUGAUUGAAUCAAAGUUGUAUAAAGUGGAUUCGAACCGGGUGAGUUAAAAAUGGAGCCAGCGGUUCGAACCGAGUUGAACCCAUUGAAUUAACCGUUUUUUAAGUUACAUUUCAGCUCAAAGUUAUGGUUUAUUUUAAUAAGUUAACCAUUUGAAUUUCAGGAAAAACAUAUUUCUAA
Messenger RNA from Rhododendron vialii, 2201 nucleotides. RefSeq names its product polygalacturonase-1 non-catalytic subunit beta-like. The transcript has 3 exons. NCBI's taxonomy places the organism in Eukaryota, Viridiplantae, Streptophyta, Magnoliopsida, Ericales, Ericaceae. The record is from RefSeq and is a predicted model, not a curated record. Bases 127 to 2031 code for a protein of 634 amino acids.